Molecule: messenger RNA, 706 nt
Organism: Hippopotamus amphibius kiboko
Lineage: Eukaryota; Metazoa; Chordata; Mammalia; Artiodactyla; Hippopotamidae
Gene: LIAT1
Product: ligand of ATE1
Exons: 2
Coding region: 1-678 (225 amino acids)
Biological process (GO): protein arginylation
Source: RefSeq, a predicted model, not a curated record
AUGGACGGUGGCGGUGGGGCCGGGGCGUCGGAGGAGGGCGAGGACGAGGAGGAGGAGCGAGAGGGCUGCAUGGCGGCCUUGCAGGGGUCCAGACUGCCCCCCAUCACGGGCUGCGCCUUAGAACUGACCAAACGGAAGGUGAAGAAGAAAAAGAAGAAAAAGACCAAGGGGUCGGGCAAGAAGGACGAUAAACAUCAGAGUCGAGGCCUGAAGACUCAGCAGCUGUCGGCAUCCUUCCAUGACAUCUUAAGUCCCAGCAAAAAUCGUGGCCCAGUGCCAGAGCACAGACAGGCCGGGGAUGAAAGCAAGCUCAACCCCUCUUACUCCUCCACCAGAAGUCUCCCCCACUUUACCGAAAUAGAAGAGACCCUUUCCAACCAGAUCAACGAAAGUCUGCGCUGGGAUGGCGUUCUCGCCGACCCAGAGGCAGAAAAGGAAAGGAUUCGCAUUUACAAGCUGAACCGCAGGAAGCGGUACCGGGUCUGGGCCCUGAAGGGCUUUCACUUUGACCCCGGUGCCGAGGAGACCCCCGAGAACCCAGCCUACCUCUCCGACCAGGACGGCAGCAGCAGCAGCCGGCAGCCCUCGCUGACAACCGAGCGCUCCAAUCACUGCUUCGAAGGAAACCUUAUCCCCAAGCUCCUCCACUCUGAUUUAGCUACUGCUCUGCCUGAGUGAAAGCCCACCCGUGGCACGGACCAGCUUA